CGCUAUACAUGCCCACAGAGUACAAUAUUCAAUUUUUUCAUAUUAACAAUUGCCUGGAUAAUGCUGUUAAGAUCCAAGUUGUUUGCUGGCAGUGUGAGCUCAGUCAGGAGUCAUGCUCCUCCUCUCCGGGUGACAGCGUUCAGACUUCACUCAAGUAGCUGUCGUCAUCUGGAGGUUUAUACUUCCUCCAGCAUUUUCAGGAUGGCUUUUUCCUUCAGGAGAAUUGUACCUAUGCGGGAUCUCGUUCCAUACUGGAGUAAGUUAGGCCAGCAAUCCACCGGCAAAGUACAAAGGACCAGUUCAGUCACUUCAGACCACUUCAGGACCCAGUUGGAGUGGCGAGAUAACUCUGGGAUGCUCCCGCAAAUCCUCUGUCUCGAUUAAACCUGAAACCCACUCAUCUGCCUUGUUUACCUUAUAAUUUGCGUUCGGCUCUGCCAGCUUUCAUUCAGUCGUGAAUUUUACGUUCACACAACUCUAGUGCUUACACCCCACGAUUACCUCAAUGAGCUUUCAGUGAAUCCGAAAGCUCGUGUUCCCCUGUCGUCUUCCGCUUUACAAGUAAAAUCUUGAGAGCACAAGUGCGAAAUCUUGCAGUGAUUGGGGACAAGAGACAGAAAGACGACAACCGAACAGCUUGCUCCCUCUUCUGGCCACAGAACAGAGAGAUCUCGAUCUGGGUUCUUUAGAAAGAGAUCCAGUGAUUUCUGUAGAAUAUCUGUCUAGGGGGAUUGAAAGGGUGCUUGGUCCGUGGGCUUCAUCUUCGGCCCAUCCUGCCUGCAGGCGUUAUACGGAUACACAUCACUGGAUGGUGCAUGCGGUUUCUCAGUGCAAAGGCUCAGCCCCCCUACUCCAUCACUGUGGCAGGCAGGCAGGCAAGCAGGCAGGGCCUCGUGUACACGAACGAUCUGGUGUUGCAAAUUGCUCCACCAAUGACAGCAGUCCGACUUCCGUGACGACAACAGUUGAAGAUUUGUGUCGCCCGUUUCUUAAGGAACCAGCCUGCGAUGGACACGUGCAGGAAGAGUACGAGGUCCGACAUAUCUGCAUGACCCCAGCCAAUGAAGCAGCCUCUGAGUUCCUGGCUCCGAAGACAGUGGCUGGAGGUGCCCGGGCAUGGUGGCGGUGAAGAGGUGGUUCUGUUGUCACUCCACUCACCGUGGAAUGAUAAACUUGACCCACAUUGUCACAGCUGAGCAGCCAGAGGACUUGGGCUUUUAUUCCCCUAAAGGUGCGCUGAAUCUAUAUCUCACGAAAUAAAAAAUAUCCCAACUUUGAUCACGUGGGACUUUUACUAUAGAUACGGAGGGUGAUGGCCGAGGGAAACAUUUGUAGGCCUCGCACAUUUUCGGUCACGGUCCUGAGUUUACCGGCAAACCUCUGCCACAGUUGGUGUGGAGAAUGUUGGAUUUCAAAAGCACAGUAGCAUGAAAUCAUGAUGGAUUGUAUCUCUAAUUCUACAGAUUUUGGUUUAGUUUCAUUCGCUACUCUUUGUGUUCUAGUAUAUUCAGGUUCAAACAAAAUAAUGAAUGAAUAUAUCGCAC
This is a messenger RNA of Marchantia polymorpha subsp. ruderalis, 1544 nucleotides long. The record is from the annotation of a GenBank genome assembly. NCBI's taxonomy places the organism in Eukaryota, Viridiplantae, Streptophyta, Marchantiopsida, Marchantiales, Marchantiaceae.